Messenger RNA from Schistocerca gregaria, 1937 nucleotides. RefSeq names its product eukaryotic peptide chain release factor GTP-binding subunit ERF3A-like. Gene Ontology annotation, cellular component: translation release factor complex. The transcript is spliced from 3 exons. NCBI's taxonomy places the organism in Eukaryota, Metazoa, Arthropoda, Insecta, Orthoptera, Acrididae. The record is from RefSeq and is a predicted model, not a curated record. Bases 62 to 1768 code for a protein of 568 amino acids. Gene Ontology annotation, biological process: translation. Gene Ontology annotation, molecular function: GTPase activity; translation release factor activity; GTP binding.
GUUUUCUAAGUCCUUACAUGCCGAAUCGACUGGACGCCUCUCAAAAGUUAAUUGGUUUAAUAUGAAUCCCAAUGCACCUUCGUUCGUUCCAGGAGUCGGCCUGGUCUAUACCGACGAUGCAAAGGCGCCCGAAAAAAGAUUUCCGGCGUCGAGCCAACCUUCCUCGGACUGCAGCGAUAGCAAGGGACAUGACAUUGGCGAAGAAGAUGCGUGCCAGCUUCGCGACGUGUCCAUAGACAUUUCCGAGCCUAGGCAGUCGUCUUCAUCGGACGCCGUAUUGAAAGAUGACGAAAGUCAAGUCUGCGCUACGCAGGCGGUUGUUGAGGAAACCGAGGCAUCCGCGCCAAAUGCUGCCACCCUCAAAUCAACCCAAGAAAACUCCUCGAUUGACGAAGCCCAAGAAAAGCCGGAAGGUGAUAAAGCCGUCCCCGCUGUCUCCGGCGAGCAGAACAAGACUCUAGAGCAUGUUAGUAUCAUUUUCUUAGGUCACGUGGACUCCGGAAAAUCGACGACUUCUGGCCAAAUUCUGUGGCAGACAGGCAUGAUUACUGAGCGCAUUAUCGAAAAGUACACCAAGGAGGCCGUUGAGCGAAAGCACACAUCUUGGUUCUUGUCUUACAUUAUGGACGCGCUUGAAGAGGAGCGCUCUAAGGGCAAGACGAUCGAAGUUGGUCGUGCCAGAUUUUUGUCUUCCAAAAGGCGCUAUACGAUCCUUGAUGCUCCAGGGCACAAGAAUUACGUUCCGAACAUGCUGGUGGGUCUUUGCCAGGCGGACAUUGCAAUUUUGAUUAUUUCUGCUCGAAAGGGCGAAUUUGAGUCCGGGUUUGAAAAAAAUGGCCAGACUAGGGAGCAUGUCUUUCUGGCUCGUGCCAUGGGCAUCCGCUCGCUCAUUAUUUGCAUCAAUAAGAUGGACGAUCCGACGGUGAAUUGGAGUAAAACUCGAUACGAUGACCUUGUAAAAAAAAUUGUACCAUUUUUGCAAAACACGCGCUACAACAUAAAGCGCGAUGUCAGCAUUAUACCCAUUUCUGGACAGUUAGGGUACAACAUAAAGACCAGGAUAGACGCGAGUGUUUGUCCCUGGUACACUGGCAAUUCUCUGAUUGAGACGUUGGACUCUCUUCCAUGUUCUCCUCGCGACCCGUCGGCGCCCCUGCGCAUGCCGAUUUUAGACAGGAUAAAGGACAUGGGCAUCAUAGCGAUGGGGAAGAUAGAGCAAGGCACGGUGGUGAAGAAUAGGCAGUACGUGGUGGUACCAGGAAACGCGGAGGUAGAGAUUACGAAGAUAGAGACUGAGGAGUCCGUGGACAGUGUGGCCGCAGGAGAGAUUGCGCACCUUACGUUGAAGAUAGCGGACGAGAGCCAGAUUGCGCGCGGGUCCGUGAUUUGCGAUGCCAAGAGUUUAGUGAACACGGCGACUGAUUUUGUGGCUCAGGUUGUCAUUACGGACCUACCGUCCAAUAAAGUGCUGAUUACGUCGGGUUCAGCCGUUAUGCUCCAUAUCCACGCGGUUGUGACCGAGGCAUCUUUUGUCAGGAUUUUGGUGGAGCUAGACAAGAAGACAGGAGAAGUGGUCAAAAAGUUGCCGAAGUUUGCAAGGGUUAAGUCGGUGAUAAACGUGCACAUCCAGGUGCCGACGCCGAUACCGAUAGAGGUGUUCAAGGAGAUGCCGCAGUUGGGGAGGUUUGUUAUUCGAGACGAGGACACGACGGUGGGGUUUGGUCAAGUGAUUCAUUUGGGCGCGCCGAGAUUAAAAAGAGGUAAUUGAAAAGAGAACGGGGGAGCACGUGAUUGGUGCGGAUAGAGGAGUGGUGAGCGUUUUGGUUGUGCGCGGUUUUUAUUUGCGGCGGGGGGGGGGUAUUGGGCGAUUGUACUGCGAGGGUGGUGGGGACGCGCUCUGAAAAAAAAAAAAAAUAGAUUCUCAGAGAUUCGAUCCG